CCCAACAGCAAGGCUCAAAGUUAACAUACAAUUCAUAUUUUGAGCUUUAAUAAAUAUUUUCUAAUAAUAAUAAUCAUCAUGUCCGUUUCCAAGCAAUUAGAACAAACAUUUGUGCUUGAAGAAAUUGGACAAACUAUCACAUUGGAUUCAUCCCAACUCGUGCGUGAAAUCAAAAACUAUCCAAUUAUUUAUGACAAUAAUUCACGCCGGGAUCAAACAUCAAUUUUUCUAGCAUGGGAAAGUAUUUGCACAAAAAUGAUACCAAGAUUUCCGUCUAUGUCUGAAAAUGAUAAAAUAGCAACAAGAAAACGCUUGAGAGAUCGUUGGAGCUAUAUGAGAUCUACAUUUCGACGGGACGUUUUGAAUGACAAUAUUCAUUGCCACAAUCAUCUUGAUUGGAUACAAGAGCUCAACUUUUUGGUGCCAAUAUUAACCAGAACUGCUGCAACAUCGAACACCACAAAAAACUCUCGUCGUCAUGGUAAAUAUAAAAAUUGCUUCAACAAAAAGAAAACAAUUCCUCAAAAAACUACAUCAACAAUAACAAAGACAACAACCACAUCAAAUUCAAAUAAUCAUUCUUUGCAAUUAUGUUCGUCAACUUCUGAAACUGCUGUUAUCACCGAAAACUCAGAAAUUGUUGCUGUUAGCAUAACUACAGAAUCAUCAAUAUGCGAUACUGUAAUAUCUUGUGAUUCAAGUUCCUCCUCUGACAACUCAUCAACAGCUUCUUUAGACUUAAUCAAAUCAAAUCCAAUGCAAACAACAGCUCCUCUAGAUGAAAAUUCUCACAAUGAUUUAUUGGUGCAAACAUUUAUGUCUACACUUAAUUCAGAAUCUGUCAUAGCAUCAAUUGUUGAUCCGGAUCAAAUAUUUUUAUUAACUUUAUUGCAAAACUAUCGCUUAGUUCGCAGUGAUAAAAAAGAAGCAUUACAACACAAAUUUUAUACUUUCUUAAGAGAUUAA
Molecule: messenger RNA, 966 nt
Organism: Eupeodes corollae
Lineage: Eukaryota; Metazoa; Arthropoda; Insecta; Diptera; Syrphidae
Exons: 3
Coding region: 79-966 (295 amino acids)
Source: RefSeq, a predicted model, not a curated record